This is a messenger RNA of Prunus avium (sweet cherry), 824 nucleotides long. Lineage: Eukaryota; Viridiplantae; Streptophyta; Magnoliopsida; Rosales; Rosaceae. The record is from RefSeq and is a predicted model, not a curated record.
UGGAAUGCUUACCUGAUGUUACUGGAUUUGUUUGUUUUGUCUUAUGAUCCUUUCUGCAGGCCAAUUCAGCCCACAAACUUCAAGAUGCUGAUGGAGGAAUAUGUUAGCCUCUGCACAGAACUUUCAAGAAAUAUAAUGCGUGGAAUCGCUUUAGCACUGGGUGGUUCACCAUAUGAAUUUGAAGGUGAAAGAGCUGGAAAUGCAUUUUGGGUGAUGCGGCUCAUUGGUUACCCGGGUGUACACUCUGCUAAUGGCUCAGACAUUCCAAAGGACGUUGGAUGUGGAGCUCACACUGAUUAUGGUUUGUUGACAUUGGUUAAUCAGGAUGACGAUAUAACUGCACUUCAGGUGAGAAACCGUUCGGGCGAGUGGAUAGCAGCUCCUCCUGUUCCCGGAACAUUUGUCUGCAAUAUUGGAGACAUGUUAAAGAUUUACUCAAAUGGUUUAUAUGAGUCCACUUUGCAUCAAGUUAUCAACUCCUCCCCAAAAUACCGGGUCUGUGUGGCAUAUUUCUAUGAGACAAAUUUCGAUACAGCAGUGGAGCCUCUGGAUAUUUGUAAAGAGAGGACGACUGGAGCUAAGAAAUUUGAAAGAGCUGUUUACGGAGAACAUUUGGUUAAUAAAGUCCAAACAAACUUCGUUUAUUAGUUGAAAUUUAGUGUAUAAAACAAUAAGUCAUUAUUGUAUCGAGUCAAUGAACUCGGGUAAUUUGGUGAAACUAGUUUUCUUCUCGGUUUCUUUUAAGAAAAUAUUCUUUGGGUUCAUAUUUGUUGUCAUGAGAUUUGAACUUAAUACCUACUCAAACAAACUGGACAACGAAAUGA